Messenger RNA from Cataglyphis hispanica, 3589 nucleotides. RefSeq names its product F-box only protein 32. Gene Ontology annotation, biological process: protein ubiquitination. The coding region runs from base 210 to 1241 and encodes 343 amino acids. The record is from RefSeq and is a predicted model, not a curated record. NCBI's taxonomy places the organism in Eukaryota, Metazoa, Arthropoda, Insecta, Hymenoptera, Formicidae. Gene Ontology annotation, molecular function: protein binding. Gene Ontology annotation, cellular component: nucleus; SCF ubiquitin ligase complex; cytoplasm. The transcript has 7 exons.
AGCCAUGCGCGCUCGGCGGAGCGCGAGACCGAGACUGACAGCGGAACAGAACGAAGUUGUUCGGCGAAGGUAUCGUACUGACAGGCAGUUCACGGACACGGCAAGGUGCGCCUGGGGUCCCUGCGCGACUCCACGGUGUUACGCGAGUCGAUUCCGUCGUCAGUGUUGCCCUCGCUAGCCCGGUCAGUCAUUACGCAGUCAUCCUUAGGAUGCCAUUCAUAUCCAAGGACUGGCGUAGUCCGGGCGAGGAAUGGGUGAAGACCGUCGAGGGUUGGGAGAAGAAGAAGAUCCUCGAGUGCGCCAACAAUAAAACCCUCUCACUUCUUCUACGCGGUGAGAAAGAUGCCGGCGACAAAAAAGAAAAAGAUAAGAAGAAAGAAAACGCCGUCCAACCACAUUGUCACAUCACACUGAAGUGCACACGCGAGAUUGCCGGCUUCAAUGGCCUGAGUGAUGCCUUGAAGAGACUGGAUUUCCUGUCCGCGGUACACGAUUGCCGUCGAUUUAAUUACAUCGUUCGUCUUCUGGAUCUUCUGGUCAGUCACAGAAUGGGUGGUCUCAGUGGAUGUGCUCAGAGGGUACUCUUCAACAUGCUCGAAGAAGUAGCCCUGGAAGUAUCACUGUCGCAACAACAGACGGGAAGACUGCGGCGCCUUAUAGAAAGAGUUCGGGCUUUCAGCGCUGGUUGCUGUUGGGGCGGCAGGCCCUUGGGUUCCGUUAUCCUAUGGGAAAAGCAUAAGGCAGCCUUAGAGAGAAUCUUGCAAAUCGCCUCAUCUAUAACCAUCACUCAGCCGGAUGAGCAACAGCAACCUCAGUGGUCGGACCUGCCACCCGAGUGCCGGCGAGAGGUCCUCCUACGCCUAAGCGAUCCGCGAGAUAUCGAAGCCUCGUCCGAGGCCUGCGAAUAUCUCGCUGUUUUGGCGCAAGAGCAGAGAAUUUGGCGCGAGCUCGCCCAAUAUCACUUUACGCCACAGCAAAUCGCUACCACUACACAAAACAAUCCUGGGAAAGACUGGAAGACUAUAUUCACUAUCGCCCGAAGGUCGUUUGGAUUGCGAGAGGAGUAUGCUGAAAUGAUACAGUUAUGUCGUAAUUGUCGUUGCUUGUUUUGGCGAUCACUGGGUCAUCCUUGUAUCGCGGAUCAAGAUCCGGCUUUUCAAGAAAAAUUGGCGGAUGUCGAUCAAGCGUCCCUCCACGUACCAAUUCCUCCGCAGACCUUCCUAAAAUUCUUCUCGCUGUGAAAGCUUUCGCAAUACGAUUGUAUUGUAAGAAUGCGCGGAAUGUAUGCAGAGUGUAUGUACAAAAAAAAAACGGAAGCGGUAAUGUAACUGCUAUUGUGAAUGCUUGAGAGAAAGAAAGAGAUUCAAAUGUUACCUUUUGAAAAAUAUAUUUAACUCGAGAUCCUCUCUUAAUACGUGCUAUAUGGAUCCGAAAAAUAGAGAUCGAUACUUUAACAAAUAGAGAUCUUGCUUUAACAAAUAUUUUUAAUUGGAGGCCUAUAUUUUUGUCUGCUUCAUGAAUGUUUGAAGAACUGACAAACCGCCCAGAUCCAGAAAAAUACAAACGCGUUAUCCAAUAUAUAGAUAUCUUUUAAAGUUUACUUGCUCCAUUAAUAGUAAUUCAUUCAGUUUUUCGUUAAAAAAAAAAUCAAUUCUAUACUCUUUCUGGCUACAUAACUAAUAUUUUUUUGCUAUUACUGAUUUCUACUUUCUCAAGUUCAUUUUGUAUCUUGAUUGAGUGAUUGGUAUUUUCUCAAUCUGUCAAUGGAAUCUCCGGUGUAAUAUAAGAUUCUCGAUUUGCUUUUCUUUGCUUCGAGAUUCUUAUGGUGUCGAUACGCAUUUUAAGAAUGAUAAGGGAAGGUUUGUCCAUUGCCCUUCGAGUUAUGGUUGUAGAAAAUAGACACUAGUCGUAUAAUGUUGUUUGCGGUAAGAAAAAAAGUCGUCACGCGCGUCUGUUCAAGAAAAUCGCAUAAGGAUUUUAUCGAUUUACGCUGACAAGCUUUCAGUGUUCGAAGCGGAUAACGACGUGUGAUUUUGCGGUAGCAUUCUUUGAGAUCCAUUGAUUUUCGCUGAUAACAUCAGCGAAUAAUUAGUUGAUAGUAUCAGUCUGUCUUUAUCGAUUUAAAUGAUAUUUAUUAUGCUAAUCAAAUGUAUUUCGAAACACAUACGUUUGACAUAUUGCAUCGCGAAAGACUUUCUCCAUCUUAACACAAGCGUUAUUUGAAAGAGGUUCAAUUCUAAUUAAAACAGAAAUUUAAUUUUCUCAUAGUUACAUUAUCGUGCAAAUUAUAAGAAUAUUUAAAAAUUAGAUUAUUUUUUCUAUAAAAUAUCAAUGAAGACAAUCGAGUCUUUUCGAAGAAUAUUCUCUUCUUCCGUCGUUACAAAAUCAUUUUGCCGACAAUGCGCACGAAAAAUUGAAAAAAGCCGUUGUAUCGUACGUAAACGCGUAUUUAAAAUACAAUGCAUAUUCAGCGAUGCAACGGAGAGAAACACAGCUUAUAUUUCUUAGACGAUCAUAUUUUUGGUACUAUUUAUAGCUCUAUUGCAUUUUGGAUUUGCAUUUAGAUUAUUAAGCAAUGUGAAUUUUUAUUUUUGUAUAUUGUGCGCGCGUCGAUUUUUAUUUUACCAUAAUGUAUAGACUUCACUAUUUUUGUGCAAUAUUCUUAUGUAUUGUAUUCUUUCCAUAUCUUUUUUUUUUAUUUUGUAGCAUUAUAUUACGAUACAAUAAUUAAUUGUAUUAAACGCGUUAAUUGUAAUAAAAUAUUCGCAAUUUUCGGCCAAGCUAUUAAUAGAAAGGUCCCUGAGAUCUUCGCUAAUCGUAAAAAGAUAUCGUGAGUCUCAAGAGAAUAAUUCGACAGUAGUUUGGAUGUUGUGAUGAAGAUGUACAUUAAGUAACUUACAAAGUACAAAAUGUAAUCAUCAUUAUCAAUUGCGAUCGCAAAUAAAUCGCGAAGUCCUGUCGUCGCCUAUACAGGGUGUCGUAGUUGAAGCAAUACAGAGAUAACAUAUAUUUGAAUUUUCGCAUUCUAUGUUUCUUUUGGAAAAGAUUCUAUAUUUAUACACAUUAUUUAUCGCAUGAAUUUGUGCGCAUAUAUAUUCGUUCAAUUGUAACGAUAAUGUGGAUUUCUAAAAAAGGACCUAAGUUACGAUAUGAUAUAUAAGAAAAAAGGAGAAAUUAUAUUAUUACUAAAUCGGAGAACGGAAAAUUAUACUGCCAAAGCGGAUGCUAUUGCAUUUACACGAAUCGAUACGUCGUUUGUGUAAAUUUCCGUAUAGCGAUGAGACGUUUUUUUGAUAUUUGCUGUUUUAUUAUUAGCAAAAACUUAAAUUUACUGCAUGACUUAAAUAUACUAACCUAGUCACUAAAGACAGAAUGACCAAAAUCGCGAUUUGAGCGCAGCAUUAAUGUCUAAUAAGCUCGAUUUGAGAAAAUUCUGGCAGCUCACAACACUGUGUAUAUUAAUUCAACGAACUGGUCUCUGUAAGAUAUAUAUAAAGCGAUCCUAUGAUCAGAAUUAUUUUACUUACAUAAGCAGAUGUGUAGAAUGGUGUUGUGCAAAAUGCUUCAAAAUAAACUUUAUUUAAAUAUA